Lodderomyces beijingensis is the source of this 1938-nucleotide messenger RNA. The record is from the annotation of a GenBank genome assembly. Lineage: Eukaryota; Fungi; Ascomycota; Pichiomycetes; Serinales; Debaryomycetaceae.
AUGACUACUUCGGGACUAGUGACACCGCAUUCAAGGCCGGGCACGCCAGCAGAUCUUCAUUCACCAACACCUUCAGAUCAAUCGAAAUUCUUGCAACCACCCACGUCGUCAAGCCAGCUGCAUCAUGUUUUGCUGGGGGGAGGCUCAUUAUCGUCCCACGCCCCCACGAUAACUUCGGGGUCAGGGUCGCAUCCGAACCCAUCAAACCCGUCAUCGAGCAUUUCACUGCCUUUUAAACACACUAGUAACGUGCCCUCGUUUGAAAAACCCAUUUAUGAACAGUUGUUGGCCAUGUACAAAAAUUUACUAUCGCUCAAGAAUAAUAGAAGCAAGUAUAUAAAUCUGAAAGAGGUUUACCAAAUCUACCACGAGUUUCUCAACAUCAUCAAUGAUUUGAAGUUGACUCGAAAAGAUGAAGAGUUGAAAGGCAUCACGUUGCAGCUCCCCAAUGGGAACGAUUUGAUCAUUGAUGACAAUUUCCAGUUGCUAAGCUUGUGUUUUGUCACUUGUGGACUAACCAAGUUUGCUCCUGCAACCUACUCGAGCUUGAGCACCGUGAUGAAACUAUUGACGCACUUGAAAGAAUGCAAAGUGUACACGAUGGAUGACUUGAACCCCGUGGGAGCCCGGCUAGAAGAGAUUCGAAAUAUCAUUUUAAACAGCCACGACAACUACCAGGACGAAGAUGAAACAGCCGAGCAAAGCGAGCAUUCGCUGCAGAGCCACCAGAUUGAAGAAACCUUGUUGAGGAAUAAGUUGAACAAGUGUGAGACCUUGUACGAUCAACUCGUUGACAAUUUCAAGAAUUUCCCCUCCGAUUUGGAACCAGUAUACCACGAGUUGGUUGAUAUCCGACAACAGAUUUUGAACUUGUUUACAGACUACCACGACGACAGUCCCGAGAAACAACUUUUGCUCAACAGCAGAAUAGCUGCUAUUAAACAGGAUUUAAAGAAUAUUGAGAAAUUCAGAGACGAAGGCGACGGCAAAUUCCAUAGUAAUGAAACAAUCGACGAGCACCAAUUGGAUUCUGUCCAACCAGUCUUGAACGGAUUGAUUGACGAUUGUAACAAUUUGAUUUCAGAUUUACAAAUGCAUGACGAAGAGUUAUCGCUCGAGUGCCUCACCAUUCACGAUGGCGAAGAUGCAGCAGAGUUGAAAAACCAAUACGAUGCUCUAUACCGGCAACUCCAGGAUUUAAAACUGACUUUGGAUAAUCUAUUGAUCACUAGAAGAUGGACCUUGAGAGAAACAGAUCUCUAUAGUUAUCAAAAGAGUCUCAAAUCAAUUGACGAACAGAGAAUGCGAGCUGUGCAACUGACCCACAAGGGCAAAUUCAAAAAAUACCAGCUUCUCAUUUUGUAUUUAUUGCGUCGUUGUUAUUCAAUCAUCUACAAACUAUUAGAAAGCAGUGAACCUGUCAGCGAGAGCUUAACACCAAUACAUAACCAACUUUCCACGGUGAAACGCUGUCUUCUCGAAUUGAAGCGAGUUGACGGGGUAAACAACUUGCGUGAGUUGUACCCUUUCCAAUUCAAGUUGGCAUCAAUCGAUAAUCUCCGCAAGGAUGGGAAAUUCAUUGUGGAUACCACCGUCCCUGAAGGCCAGGGGGCCCUUUGUGCUCUUUUAUCGGAAUGUUUUGACAUUUUGCAAGAAAUGAAGAUUGAAGUGGAGGAAAAAGAACUCGAGGAAGAAGGAGACGAGGACAUUGACGACGCCAUCACCGGCAGCAUGAUUGCCAAUGGCGGAAGCUUUACCAACUCCAAAGAGGACCCAAGUGCCAAGGGUGAAUACGAUGACGUUGAAGUCAAGAGAAAUAGAUUCAAGGAUUUCAACGAAGCAGAUUACGACUUGGAUAGCAUUUCGAAUUUCGACGAGGACGAAGAGAUUGAAGAGGAGAUGAGCGAUAGUGAGUACGAGGGUAAUGAUUAUUAUUGA